AUGUAUCGGAAGUUGUCUAAGUUAGAACACUCGGAAAUAAAACAACUUCUAACAGAAGCUAACAUAGAAGUAGCAAAACAUUACGCGACAAACAAAAAAGCACUCGCUGACAUCCUCAAUGACUACAAUGGUGCUAUAAGUUAUGAUAGAAUUCAUGAGUUCAUAAAGCCGCAACGCGGCGAGGACGAAGUCCAUGCAAGAGCAUUUCCUUUAAAUGACGUUGCUAUUGACUUAUAUCAUAGACGUUCAGUACCUCAUGAAGUAUGA
Messenger RNA from Trichomonas vaginalis G3, 267 nucleotides. Its product is annotated as organellar and viral DNA polymerase type B. The record is from RefSeq and is a predicted model, not a curated record. Lineage: Eukaryota; Parabasalia; Trichomonadida; Trichomonadidae. The transcript has a single exon. Bases 1 to 267 code for a protein of 88 amino acids.